AACAACAAUCCCAUUGUGCUUUUAUUGUUAGGAGAUUUCUUGGAUCCUCAGACAACUUGAACGAAAAAAAAAAAAACUACUUUCCUGACUUCCAGGAUCGUUUUGGAAGAGACAAGGAAAGAGGAGUUAAGGAGAGAAAGCAAUGGCAUUCACUGGAACCCUGGAUAAGUGCAAGGCCUGUGACAAGACUGUUUAUGUUGUUGAUAUGAUGUCUCUUGAAGGAGUGCCUUAUCAUAAAUCCUGCUUCAAAUGCUCCCAUUGCAAAGGAACUCUUGUGAUGAGCAACUACUCAUCCAUGGAUGGAGUCCUCUACUGCAAGACUCAUUUUGAGCAACUUUUCAAGGAGGGAGGCGAUUUCAGCAAGAAUUUUCAGAAAGGCAAGCCUGAGAGGACUCAUGAGCUGACUAGGACCCCAAGCAAACUCUCUUCCGUGUUCUGUGGAACCCAAGACAAAUGCUCCACUUGCGGCAAAACAGUGUACCCAUUGGAGAAGGUUACCAUGGAGGGAGAAUGUUACCACAAGACAUGCUUCAGGUGUGCUCAUGGUGGGUGUCCACUCACACACUCAUCUUAUGCAGCUCUUGACGGAGUCCUCUACUGCAAGGUCCACUUUGCUCAGCUCUUCAUGGAAAAGGGAACCUAUAGCCAUGUCCUCGCAGGAGCUACACAUAAGAGAUCAACCUCCACGCCACCUCCUGAACUGGCCGAGCCAAACACAGAGGAAGCAGCUGCUGCCGAGGAUAAGUCAGAAUAACAAUCUUAAACGAAGCAGCACAUCAUGGUUUCCUGCAUUGAUAUCUGUUCAAGCUGUCAGGACUGUUUUGAAUUUUCAUGUUGUUGAAUAUUAUUGCCGGAUUGUAUUCAAAGUCUACUUUUGGAUUUGAUUAUCUUUGUUACAAA
Molecule: messenger RNA, 900 nt
Organism: Populus euphratica (Euphrates poplar)
Lineage: Eukaryota; Viridiplantae; Streptophyta; Magnoliopsida; Malpighiales; Salicaceae
Gene: PLIM2B
Product: GATA type zinc finger transcription factor family protein
Exons: 5
Coding region: 143-754 (203 amino acids)
Source: RefSeq, a predicted model, not a curated record